Messenger RNA from Anopheles maculipalpis, 689 nucleotides. RefSeq lists its product as uncharacterized. Lineage: Eukaryota; Metazoa; Arthropoda; Insecta; Diptera; Culicidae. The transcript has 4 exons. The record is from RefSeq and is a predicted model, not a curated record. The coding region runs from base 1 to 675 and encodes 224 amino acids.
AUGGGUUUGCUUCGAAGAAAUAGUUUGAACAUUGGCAAAUGGUUUCCGGCCGGUGGUACGGCAACGCCGCCAACUACCGUUGUCACGCCCACGACCGGAACCAAUGGUCCAGCGCGCGCCAGUUUCGGCAGCUCGGUCGCCAUCCAGAAGCUGCGCGAAAGCAAGUGGUUCGAUGCCGGCGAGGAGCGCAUCUUUUGCGCCGUGAUCGAGAACGGGUUCAUCGUGGAAGUCCGGCCCCAGUCGGCGAACCCCGGCGACAGCUGGUUCGGCGUGGUGUCCAUCGAGCAGAAGAAGUCUCCCAAACCUACCGCCGAAUGUAUCAAAAUAUAUUCCGUACGCAUGAAGGAAAAUGAGAAAAAGCCGAUGAAAGUGUACUGCGUCGCAUUGUCUAAUCUUUGGCAGCAAGGGCAUCAGUUGCGGAUUAACAAUGUGGCCGACCGUACGAAGAAACCCCAUCCGGAGAAAGACAUUUUAGCUCAGAUAAAAUAUGCCUCGAAAUGCCAAAUGGCGUUCCACAACAGUCAACAUUUUGCCGAAUUUUGUCGAUACGGUGACCGACCGCAGGACAGCCGGAAACGACAAAUUUCAGACUGCGCCAAAUGGGGUGGUAUCAAUAUGGGGGCAACGCUCAUUUUCAUGGAAAUGCAGAAGAAGCAAAAGUCACUGUCGCACUAGUGCAGUGUGCAGAG